This is a messenger RNA of Beauveria bassiana ARSEF 2860, 1230 nucleotides long. RefSeq names its product amidohydrolase-like protein. The record is from RefSeq and is a predicted model, not a curated record. NCBI's taxonomy places the organism in Eukaryota, Fungi, Ascomycota, Sordariomycetes, Hypocreales, Cordycipitaceae. Gene Ontology annotation, molecular function: dipeptidase activity. The transcript is spliced from 2 exons. The coding region runs from base 1 to 1230 and encodes 409 amino acids.
AUGAAAACGUCGACAAUCAACUACAGUGAGGCCCUUGCCAUUGCCCAGGCCCAUCUCAAGCAGGCGGAUGCAGCCCUGUACGAGGUCAAUCAGUCGCUUCACGCGACUCCCGAAUUAGCCUAUCAUGAAUACAAGGCGCACGACAACCUAUGUGAUUUCCUUCAAGCCCAAGGCUUCUCUGUCACUCGCAAGGCAUAUGGCUUAGAAACUAGCUUCGAAGCCAGUCACGGCAGUAAUGGCGGCCGCGAGGUUGUCAUUUGCGCCGAGUACGAUGCUUUGCCUGAGAUUGGCCAUGCCUGUGGCCACAAUCUCAUCGCCACUUCCUCCAUGGCGGCAUUCCUCGCGGCAUCGAGAAUUUUAUCUGCAUUGAAACUGCCUGGCCGAGUUCGCAUUCUGGGCACACCGGCAGAAGAAGGCGGCGGGGGAAAGAUUGCGCUUAUACGAGCUGGUGCUUUUAGCCAUGCUUCAGCAUCCAUCAUGUCGCAUCCCGUCCCCGCUCAUGGAGUUUCCGACAAUCCAGAGGUUUCUGGCUCCGCCGCUUUGAACCUCGUCGCCAGCAUCAAGUUUCGAGUCGAGUUUCGCGGCAAGUCUGCUCAUGCAGCUGGUGAGCCGUGGAACGGGGUCAACGCCCUGGACGCUGCCGUCGCGGCGUACAACAACGUCAGUCUGCUGCGCCAGCAAAUCCGCACCGAGCAGCGGGUGCAUGCCGUGAUUGAAGACGGAGGCACCGUUCCCAACGUCAUCCCAGACUACUCGCGUAUGAACUGGUACAUACGCAGUCCGACAAUCGAGCAGGGGCAGGAACUGCACAAGCGUGUUGAGGCAUGUAUCGAGGCUGGCGCCAGCGCGGCUGGUUGCACGUUCAAAUACAUCAGGGCCGACGAUUAUAAGAAUGUCGUCGGAAACCGCACAAUUUGCAAAACGUAUUCGAAAAUGAUGGCAAUUGUCGGUCACAAGGUGCUCGCAGAGCAAGAAAGGCCGCUCGUGGCCUCUACCGACAUGGGCAACGUGAGCCACGAAAUCCCAAGCAUGCACGGCGCAUUCGUGAUUCCUACAGCUCCCGACGCAGCGCUUCACAGUAAAAAGUUUGCGGCUGCAGCUGCUGAGAAGGACGCGCACAAGGCUGCGAUUGACUGCGGCCUGGGAAUGGCACUGCUCGCAGUCAAUAUCCUCUGCGAUGAUCAGCUGGCGGAGGAGAUGCAGAAUGACUUUGUCAACAAACGCGAGUAG